GGCCGGUAUAAAGCGCCGUGACCCUCAGGUGACGCACCAGGGCUGGCUGCCGUCGGGGACAGGGCUUUCCAUAGCCAUGGCCCAGCAGUGGAGCCUCCAAAGGCUCGCAGGCCGCCAUCCGCAGGACAGCUAUGAGGACAGCACCCAGUCCAGCAUCUUCACCUACACCAACAGCAACUCCACCAGAGCCCCCUUCGAAGGCCCGAAUUACCACAUCGCUCCCAGAUGGGUGUACCACCUCACCAGUGUCUGGAUGAUCUUUGUGGUCAUCGCAUCCGUCUUCACAAAUGGGCUUGUGCUGGCGGCCACCAUGAAGUUCAAGAAGCUGCGCCACCCGCUGAACUGGAUCCUGGUGAACCUGGCGAUCGCUGACCUAGCAGAGACCGUCAUCGCCAGCACUAUUAGCGUUGUGAACCAGAUCUAUGGCUACUUCGUGCUGGGCCACCCUAUGUGUGUCCUGGAGGGCUACACCGUCUCCCUGUGUGGGAUCACAGGUCUCUGGUCCCUGGCCAUCAUUUCCUGGGAGAGAUGGAUGGUGGUCUGCAAGCCCUUUGGCAACGUGAGAUUUGAUGCCAAGCUGGCCAUCGUGGGCAUCGUCUUCUCCUGGGUCUGGGCUGCUGUGUGGACGGCCCCGCCCAUCUUUGGUUGGAGCAGGUACUGGCCCCAUGGCCUGAAGACUUCAUGCGGCCCAGACGUGUUCAGCGGCAGCUCGUACCCCGGGGUGCAGUCUUACAUGAUUGUCCUCAUGGUCACCUGCUGCAUCACCCCACUCAGCAUCAUCGUGCUCUGCUACCUCCAAGUGUGGCUGGCCAUCCGAGCGGUGGCAAAGCAGCAGAAAGAGUCUGAAUCCACCCAGAAGGCAGAGAAGGAAGUGACACGCAUGGUGGUGGUGAUGGUCCUGGCAUUCUGCUUCUGCUGGGGACCAUACGCCUUCUUCGCAUGCUUUGCUGCUGCCAACCCUGGCUACCCCUUCCACCCUUUGAUGGCUGCCCUGCCAGCAUUCUUUGCCAAAAGUGCCACUAUCUACAACCCUGUUAUCUAUGUCUUUAUGAACCGGCAGUUUCGAAACUGCAUCUUGCAGCUUUUUGGGAAGAAGGUUGACGAUGGCUCUGAACUCUCCAGCGCCUCCAAAACGGAGGUCUCAUCUGUGUCCUCCGUAUCGCCUGCAUGAGGUCUGCCUCCUACCCAUCCCGCCCAUCGGGGCUUUGGCCACCUCUCCUUUCCCCCUCCUUCUCCAUCCCUGUGAAAUAAAUGUAAUUUAUCUUUGCCAAAACCAA
Nomascus leucogenys (northern white-cheeked gibbon) is the source of this 1277-nucleotide messenger RNA. RefSeq names its product opsin 1, medium wave sensitive (gene OPN1MW). Gene Ontology annotation, cellular component: photoreceptor outer segment; membrane. The record is from RefSeq and is a predicted model, not a curated record. Gene Ontology annotation, biological process: G protein-coupled receptor signaling pathway; phototransduction; visual perception. The transcript has 6 exons. Gene Ontology annotation, molecular function: G protein-coupled receptor activity. Lineage: Eukaryota; Metazoa; Chordata; Mammalia; Primates; Hylobatidae. Bases 77 to 1171 code for a protein of 364 amino acids.